AUGAGGUACCACCACAGUAUCACAGAAUCAGCUGAACUGUGUGGUUGGAGUGCAGCUUUUGCGGUGAUGGCGAUCUCGGUGGUGAUGGUGAACACAUUGACGUUGAUGACCUUCAUAAAAACCAAGUUUCUCUUGACGCGGAAACAUGUAAUCAUCAUUAACAUCACUAUUGCUGAUCUUCUAUUUGGAGCUGCAGGACUGUCAUCAGGAAUGUUAUACCUACUUAAACCGUCGGAAUUUUCUUUCUUCCUUCUUCGUGCCACAAUCGGCUUCACAAAAAUGUCGACUCUUAUUUCCACCGGCGCGCUUGCUGUUGAGAGAAUGUGCGCCAUUGGUUUUCCUCUUCGUCACAAAGUUUUAACUAACAGAGUUUACAAGGUCACUUUGAUAUCCAUUUGGAUUAUAUCAGCUGUUAACACAAUUAUGGUUACACUCUACUGGGCUGACGUCUGGGGACAUAUACUGAUGGCAUCCGGGGGGUCACUUUUCUUUUCUACAGGAGUGGUUUUCAUGGUGGUUUUUUGCCACGUCAUUAUCUGGAUUUUAUUCCGACAAAGUAAUCGACGUCACAGACUACCAUCUAAUCCGCGAGACAAAGCAUUAGCUAUAACACUAUUGUACGUCACCAGCGCUUUCAUAAUAACAUGGGUGCCUCUGACGUUGUAUUUAUCAAUUGCCCAUGUUUGCAAAAGCUGCGUGAAACCAACACAAGAAGAAAGGAUAUCAUUUGGCAUACUUCUUGCGCUGGGUCUCCAGUCGCUUGUUAAUACAGUCAUUUACUGCUUUAGACUCCAAGGAUUUAUUGCUAGUCUCAAAGCCCUGGUGAAGAAAAUAAAAUGC
Messenger RNA from Porites lobata, 840 nucleotides. NCBI's taxonomy places the organism in Eukaryota, Metazoa, Cnidaria, Anthozoa, Scleractinia, Poritidae. The record is from the annotation of a GenBank genome assembly.